Homalodisca vitripennis (glassy-winged sharpshooter) is the source of this 4907-nucleotide messenger RNA. It is a transcript of the gene Uba5, whose product is annotated as ubiquitin-like modifier-activating enzyme 5. Gene Ontology annotation, molecular function: UFM1 activating enzyme activity. Bases 113 to 1300 code for a protein of 395 amino acids. Lineage: Eukaryota; Metazoa; Arthropoda; Insecta; Hemiptera; Cicadellidae. Gene Ontology annotation, cellular component: cytoplasm; cytosol. The transcript has 8 exons. The record is from RefSeq and is a predicted model, not a curated record. Gene Ontology annotation, biological process: protein ufmylation.
GAUGACGAUUGGUGAAUACUGACGGUGGCUUUACUGUCUGUCAUAUUAAUUGAACUGUGGUGUUUAGGUUAGGAUUUGUUUUUAAUAUUACUUUAAGGAUUUCUUGUUGACCAUGUCAGUACAAGAGCUACUAGAAAAAAUUAAAGAUUUAGAAAACCAACUAGAAAAAGAAAAAUUAAAACAUGAACAGCCUAGAAGAGCGAAAAUUAGUGAAAUGUCAUCAGAAGUCGUUGAUUCUAACCCCUACAGUCGGUUGAUGGCUCUGAAACGCAUGGGAAUUGUGGAUAACUACGAGAGAAUCCGGGAGUUUACAGUGGCAGUGGUUGGAGUUGGCGGAGUCGGCAGUGUUACUGCAGAGAUGCUCACUCGUUGUGGGAUUGGCAAGCUGCUGUUGUUUGACUAUGACAAGGUAGAGUUGGCCAAUAUGAACAGGUUGUUCUUCCAACCGCACCAGUCAGGACUGUCUAAGGUGGAGGCUGCGGCAAACACUCUGACCUUUAUCAACCCUGACGUUACCAUUGAGACGCACAACUACAAUAUCACCACAGUCGACAACUUCACUCACUUCAUGGAGAGGAUCAGCCAUGGCAGUCUGACAGGCGGUCCCGUGGAUCUAGUGCUCAGUUGUGUGGACAACUUUGAGGCACGCAUGGCCAUCAACACGGCAUGUAACGAGCUUGGCCAGACAUGGUUUGAGUCCGGAGUUUCAGAGAAUGCUGUAUCUGGCCAUAUUCAGCUCAUCGUGCCAGGCGAGUCUGCCUGUUUUGCUUGUGCACCUCCUCUCAUUGUCGCCUCCAAUAUCGAUGAGAGGACGUUGAAGAAGGAUGGUGUGUGCGCUGCCAGUCUACCAACUACUAUGGGCGUAGUAGCAGGGUUUCUAGUACAGAAUACCCUCAAAAAACUUCUGAAUUUUGGCGAGGUCUCUUGGUACCUAGGAUACAACGCACUUAAUGAUUUCUUCCCCCAAAUGAAACUCAAGCCAAACUCAUCAUGUGAUGACAGGUUCUGUCGCUCUCAGCAGGCCGCACGCCCUCCCCCCUCCGUCCAACCUUCACCCUCCAAGGCUAGUGGAGAUGUGGAAACAGCUGUUGUACAUGAGGACAAUGAAUGGGGUAUUAGCCUAGUGGACGAGACACCUGCAGAGCAACUACAGGAAGACACAGCUGCAGGUAUAGAACUGGUGGCGGGAGUAAGAGCAGCGUACGUUGUGCCGCAGAGCUCUACAGCUGAUCCUCUCAAUACUGUAGAAGACACGCAGGCUAGUCUGGACGAGCUUAUGGCACAGAUGAAGAACAUUUAGUGAGAAAACUGGGACCGAGGGCCACCACUGCAAUUGUUGCCAACUGUAGCAGUGUUGUGAAGCUAAACACGUCUUCCAGUGUCCGCAGGGAUGCCAACAUGCCCCCUGCCUGCACACACAGGAAGUUGUACGGCAUCAGACCUGCAACAUUUUAAAAUUUAUGACACUAAUUUAUAAACUAAAUUCUACACAUAUACUUUCAAUUUUACAGGCCUUCAUAAAUAACAAAUUUUACUAUUGGACAAAGAAUGUUCAAAGAUACCAUAAAUGAUGUGUAUAUUAUGUCAUAAGUUAUACAGUUUGGCUUACAGUUCAAAUUUAAAACACCACAUAAUUAUGAACUAAAAACACAAUUGCAUCAAAAAUUAUCUCAAAGCCAAGCUUUUGCUUAUUGUAAUGUCUUUGUACUUUUGGUUUUCACAACAAAUUAUUUAACAAAUGUACAAAAAUCAUUGUUAAAAAAUCCAAAUUAGUUUUAUGCUUAGAGUAUUAUUUUGGUUGUUUUCUAAUCAAUUUGUUUUUAUAUUCAUUAUUAUCAAUGUUAAUUUUUUUACUUGACUUGUAUUUUAUCUAAAUAAAAUAUAUGAUUAUGAAAUCUGUAUUAUUGAAACCAAUGUGUCAAAGGUACAACAAACUUUGGAGUUGGAUAUCUUUUUUCUUUUAUUGAAGCUACUCUAUUCUGUAGUUAUAAGCCCUCAAUAAUCCGGCACUCCAACAAUCUAAAAUAUUUUACUGGUUAUGGAGGAGGAUGUAAGUUCAGACUCCUUAUGGAGAGCUUCUUAAACAAACAUCACCAGGGUGUCUACUCAUCGCUGGGAAAAUCUGGGCUAGAAUAGAAUAGAAUAGAAUAUAUCUUUAUUGAAUAGAAUAGAAUAUAUCUUUAUUGAACAUAUUCUUAGAGAAUAGAACAAAGGUCAGUGUUUAUGUCACAAUCAGUGCAUGAGUCAGUGUAUGUAAAUUACAAAGCGCUUGUCCUCCACUGAAGGUACUCCUGGACACUGUAGUAUGGAUGCUCCAGCAGCCAGCUUCUUAAGGAGGCCUUGAAGUUCUUCUCUGGAAGCUUUCUUAGGUAGUCAGGUAGAUUGUUAAAGAACAUGGCUCCUUUAUACGAUGGUUUUUUCUCGAACAGAGUCAGAUGAUGAGGGUCAAGGAGGAAGUUGUUUCUAUGUCUGGUGUUGUAGGGGUGGAUGUCGCCAGUUCUUGCGUGCCCUGUUUUUGUGGCAAAUAAGAUCGUCUCUAGGAUAUAGAGUCCUAUGAUCGUCAGUAUUCCUAGAUGUCUGAAAGCUGCUCGGCAUGAGUCCAUUGGUCCUAAUCCACUUAGAGUCCUGACAGCCCUUUUUUGUAUAACGAGCACCCUUUUAAGAUUUCCAAUUGUCGUACCUCCCCAGGCUAUCAGUCCAUAUCUGAGAUGACAUUCAAAUAGGGAAAGGUAUGCUGUCAAAGCUACUUGAGGGCUACUGAUUUGUUUUAUUCUUCUCACUGCAUACAGGCUACUAUUAAGUUUGUGGCAGAGUUGAUUGAUGUGAGGUUCCCAUGAGAGGUUUUGAUCAACAGUUAGACCAAGGUACUUUCCUGAUUUAAUUGUAGUUAUUUCUGGGAGCCCGUCAUAUUGGUUUGGGUUAGGUGUAAAGACUAGCUGUUGGGUCUUUGAGUCAUUUAAGACUAAAUCAUUGAGGUGGCAGUAUUGCUUAGCCACAUUGUAUGCAACAAAAGAGUCUAUAUCUAGCUGAGAUUUGUUCUUAUUUGCUAAAAUCAAAGCUGUGUCGUCAGCAUACAUUACAAUUUCACAGUGGUUUUGGAGAUAAUUUGGGAAGUCAUUUGUUAGGAGAAUGUACAAGACGGGUCCAAGCACGGAGCCUUGAGGUACUCCUCUGCUUACUGGUAUUGGCUUGGAUUUUACUUUCGUCACAGUGUUUUUCUCCAAGUAAGUAAGUUCUACUACUUGUUCCCUGUUGCUCAAGUAGCUCUUAAACCAGUCAAGUUCCUUGUCAAUGACUCCAAGAGAGUGUAACUUUUUCAGUAUGAGUUCAUGGUCAAGGCAGUCAAACGCUUUGCUAAAAUCCAAAAAUAUGCUUGUUGCAAUUUUUCCUUUUUCCAGAUUGUCGAUGAUUUCUUCAAUUAGUUGAGCUAUUGCUGUUGAAGUUGAUCUGUCUUUUAUAAAACCGUGUUGUCUAGGGGUGAGAAGAUCGUGCUGCUUGAGGUGGCUCAGUAGUCUAUUUAGUAUUACUCGCUCCAGUAUUUUAGAAAAAGUAGAGAUUAGGGAAAUUGGCCUGUAGCUGGUGGCUUCAUUUGUUGCUCCACAUUUGAAUUUCGGAUAGAUUUUUGCGAAUUUUAGUUCAUUUGGAAAUAUUCCUUGUGAAAGUGAUUUAUUAAUGAUGUGAGUCAGUGGGGUGAUUAUUUCGUGUUUGCACUGUUUGAUCAAUUUUGAUGAGAUCUCAUCCUCCCCUGCUGAUGUUUUUGCUUUUAAAGAGUCAAUGAUUUUUCCAAUUUCUUGUUUGUUGGUUUCAAAGAAGGCUAGGUUUGGUGUUUGAAGUGUUUGGUUGUUAUUGUUUGGUGCUAUUACAGGUGUCGAUGUUCCAUUUCUGAGGAGUGUUCGGUCAGCGACUGUAGCAAAGAAGUAAUUUAAAUGAUUGGCAAUAGUUAUUGGAGAGUCAACGAUUUCUUCCUCUAUUUUUAGGCAUUCUAGUGGAUUUUUUGAAGAUUUUUCUUUUCUUUCAUUAUUUAUUACAUUCCACACAGCUUUUGAUUUGUUGUCCGACUGUUCUAUGAAUGAAGAGUUGCACUGUUUACGAAGAGUUUUGAGUUUUAUAUCAUAACAUUUUUUCCUUCGAGCUGUUUCUUUUUUGUCAUCAGGGUGGCCAGUAAUGAUUUGUUUAUUCAGUGCUUCUAAGUAUGAUAAUUUUAGGGCCUGACUUUCAUUGUCCCAUAUAUUUUUGUAGGGGUUUCUUUUCUUCUUUACUAUCUUGAGUGGACAUGCUAUGUUCAAUGCAGUUUGAAAAAUUCCACUAAAUGCUUUAUAAGCAGUUUCCACAUUCUCGGUGAGAGUGACUUUAGUCCAGUCUUGGGAUUCCAGAUUGUGCUUCAAUUCUUGCACUGUUCUUGCAUUAAACUGUCUUCUUUUUGUUUGGGUCAGUGGCUGUUUCGUAGAAUCUGUGAGAAUCGUACAUAGUUGGGCCGUGUGGUCUGAGAGGCCUGUCUGUGUUAUUUUGGUAGCUAUUUCCGUUUCUUUUAUGUUCGUGCAUAUAAAAUCUAUAGAGGUCUGGCUAUGAUUUGUUAUUCUGGUUGCGGGUAGAUGAAGUCUGCUCAAGCCAUGGCUAAGGAGCAUUUCAUCCUCCUAAAUGUUUUGUGGCACUAAAAAACCAGAAAUUAUGCUUUAACUUUACAAAAUAUUGGAAAGGUGCAUGAAUAAUUUUGUAUUUAUUGCGAAUAUUUCUUGUAUUGCAAUUAUGGUUAGGAAACUUCAUAACUAACCAAAGUGAUGUGUCAUUUUGUGAUGUGUCUGAUGAAGAUAGCUAGAUUGGUAUUGAAAAGCCUUACAAAAAUAAAAAGUUAUUAGUAUUGGUUAGUGUGUUAACAACGUAGUGAAUAAAUGUUAUGAGUAAACUCA